Corticium candelabrum is the source of this 1880-nucleotide messenger RNA. RefSeq lists its product as uncharacterized. The record is from RefSeq and is a predicted model, not a curated record. Lineage: Eukaryota; Metazoa; Porifera; Homoscleromorpha; Homosclerophorida; Plakinidae. The transcript is spliced from 8 exons. The coding region runs from base 148 to 1779 and encodes 543 amino acids.
GAUCAUCCUGAAUUUUAUAAGUCACUUGAAAUCAACUUUGGCAGACGGCAUGGCUGUGUAACCUUGAGCGACGUUUAUGAUGGACAAGUUUAUCAAUCAUUGGUAGAGUCUGGAUACUUGCAGAAAAUCUUCCACCUUACACUGGGAAUGAAUACCGAUGGAGUUCAGUUGUUUAAAUCACCACAAACAAGCAUGUGGCCAGUGUAUUUCAGAAUUAAUGAGUUACCACCUACUCUAAGGUCAUCAAAGAAAUAUCUUCUUCUUGCUGCAGUUUGGUGUAGACAAGAAAAACCACCGAUGCACUGGUUUCUCAGGCCUGUCAUUGAUCGACUUAAUCGACUAUAUACUGAAGAUUUACCAGCUAAGGCUCUGCUUCUCCACUGCCAACAGUACAACGGUUGCUUUGGAUGCUCAGAGUGUGAAAUAAAAGGGCAAGUGGUACCAAGGCUUAGAGGCCACACUACAUCUUUCUGGCAACAGUCUCUUGCCAUUAAGCGAACGCACAAGUCUGUAUGUCAUCAAGCUCAAGUAGCUCUCCAAACAAAUAAGGUAGUUGUGGGAGUAAAGGGUUACUCACCACUUAGCUGGCUUGAUGAAUUUGACGUAGUCAAACAGACACCUAUAGACUACAUGCAUUGUGUUCUCUUAGGAGUCACUAAGAUGUUACUCAAUCUAUGGUUUAACAGUCGCAACAAGACUAAUCCGUACUACAAUGGGCAUCACACUGGCCUGAUUGACGAGAGAUUGUCAAGUAUCUUUCCUCCUACAGAGAUAUCACGAAAGCCAGGGUUAAUAUCUAAGAUGAGUGAUUGGAAGGCAUCUCAGUACCGGGCAUUUUUGUUGUAUUACAUGGUCCCUGUAUUAGCAGAUGUUCUUGAUCAGCAGUAUUGGAUUCAUGCGUUUUGCUUGGCUUCUGCACUUCAUUCUCUUCUGUCCUCGUCAAUAACUGCAGAUGACCUACUAGUCAUCGACCAGUCAUUGAAUCAGUUUGUGACUGAUAUGAAACUACAUUAUGGUCUGGAAUACUGCUCUAUGAACGUUCAUUUACUCACACAUCUGGUCGAUCAUGUCAAAUUAUUUGGGCCUUUAUGGACUCAUUCAUGCUUUGAAUUUGAAUCAGCCAACCUGAGACUCAGGAAUUUGGUACAUGGGAAGCGUUAUCCUGACCAACAGAUUGUUAAUGGAUGGCACCGUGAGCAUUGUGCCUUUAACAUAAGUCAAAAGAGCAAGGAAGUUCAAGCACUGCACGAAUCACUGUCCCAUUCAAGUGUGAGAUCCGAGAAUAACUGCAAUGAGGUGGCAUUGAAGUGUAAAAGAAAACAAUGUUUGGAUGCAGAUCAGGUCUCUGCUUUGAUGAUGGUACUUGGGCAGGCACCUGAAGCUUGUGAACUGUACACGAGAGCAAGUUGGAGUGGGAAGACCUUUUGCAGUUCAGGCUACUUGAAAUCAAAGAGGAUGAACAGUGUGGUCCAGUUUCAGAAGUCUGUGGGAACCACUCAGUUUGGGCUCAUAGAUUGUUUUGUGAGCCCAAUUCCAUCCAUGGCAGACUUUGCUGCUGCACUAGUGCUGCCUUUUGAUGCUAGACCUUUGGCUCCGACAGGUGUACCAUUAAUUCAACAAAAAUGGCUGGCAGUAUCUUUGAGACCAAGAAGUGACUUGCUGGCUAUUCCUAAAAAGAACAUUGUCCGGAAGUGUGUCUAUGUCCAGAUAUCCAGCACCAGAUUCAGAAAUGCUCAGUCCUAUCUAUCUCUCAUCCCUAAUGAAAUAGAAGUAGAUUGAUAAGUUUUACAAUAUUACUAUUUUUAAGUUGUAGCUGGUUGCAUUAUAUCAUGUAUUAUAAUUAUAAAGUGGAUACACAAUAGAGCUUUAUGAGUAUCCAA